AUGUCAGGUAAUUCAUAUCGCCGCUCAGGCGGCUCUUCUCAUCCCAACAGCCAAAAGGGAUCUGGACAUGGCUACUAUGGGCGUCCUUCAAACAAUAACAAUCAAUAUUACCAUAACAAUAGCCAUAUGGAUAGCGGUCAUAAUCAUGAUGCUGCUUAUAGCAAUUACCCACCUCACACGUCGUAUCAGAAUUACCAACGUGGAUAUGAACAUCGAUACAAUGGACACUACGGGCCUCGUCAUAAUUCGUAUAAUACCUACAGUUAUAAUUCGAGAUACCAUAAUGAGCCUGGUUAUCCAACCACCGAACAAAUAAAUAUCCACAUCAAUCCCAACAAUCAACCAGUGAGGAAUCGCAACAUAUCAACCAACGCCACUUUUGAGCCAGCCAGAGAUGAGUCACAAAAACCAGUUGAGAAAUCUAGUAGAGCUUCUCCAUCAACCACACAGCUUUUUUCCAGUAGGAGACGAGAUCCCGGAUUGACCCAAACAAGAGAGGCUGCACCAGUGAACGCUAAAUCAAUAAUGAUCAAAGAGACGACGAAGAAACCCAUUGAUAUCAACAGUUUACAUGCAGUUAAAAAGGCCAAAAAAGAACUACCAGAUAAAGUGGAUUCCAACUUUAAAAUAGACGAAAAACCUGCAGAAGAGUCCACUUCUAUUGAAUUGAAAGAAUACAAGAAUCCAUAUACGCAGCGAUAUAAAGAAGAUUUGUUUAAUGGCGAAAAAACCAAUCCAACUGUCCUCAAGGAAGAAGCACAAUCAGCAGUUGUAAAUUCCUCAAUUAAAUUUGAAAAUGAUGAUGGGGGCCAAAUCAAAAGUAAUCCCGAGGUAAAAACAGAGAAUGAAUUGUAUAGCCCGGAAGAAAUACGCUCAGAGAUUAAAGAUGAUGACAUGUUGCGAGAUGUUUCAAUGAAGGGUAAAGAGGAUGAUAAAAUUGAAACCGUGAAGACACCUGGUGUAAAUAGUCAGUAUAAUAAGGACACAUAUAAUGAAACGAAAAUGUCGAGCCAAGAGUAUAAGGAACAAGUGAAAGAAGAGCCAGAAAAAAAUGGUGACCAGGAAAAAGGAUAUAAUGAAGAACAGAAGCGGAGUAGCAUUGAGAAUGAUAACAAUGGUGAACAUAAAAAUGAAGAUGAAAAUGAAGACGCAGCUGCACAUGAUGAUGAUGAUGAAGACGACGAGAAGGUCAUUAUCCCUGCAAAAAGGAGAGCAGUUUCUGUUGAAGUUCAAUCAAUAAAUGAAGAGUCUGAGGAAGAAACAGAUCAUGAAGAUACUGUUCCAGUUCCUUCCCGUAAAACCAGGAGAUUACAUAGAAUGCUAGAAAAGUCUACUAAUUCGGAUAAUGAAAAAGAGUAUCCAAGUAAUAAAACACAAGGCGAAGUGACGAAACCGGCAGAAAAUUCAAUUCAGUUGCAAAAGACUCGAAAUACUAGUAGAAGUUCGAUCCUGCAUCCUUCACGCUCGCAAUCACCAAAAAUCAGAAAAGCUUCCAAGCCAGAUUCUGCUGGUCGUUCCCUAUUACAGAGAAUGUGCAUCAAGGGAAAUUUGAAAGAAGUCCAACGGUUGAUAGAGCAAGGUUCUCCAGACAUCAAUUCUGCAGAUUUUGCUGGUACUACUCCACUACAUGAAGCUGCGUUAGAAGGGUUUUAUGAGAUUGCCAAAAUUCUACUUGAUCACGGAGCAAAUGUCAAUGCACAGAGCGGUGAUAUGGAUAAAGAUACCCCAUUAAUUGAUGCAGUCUCGAAUUUACAUUAUAAGCUAGUAAAGCUGUUACUGACAAGGGGUGCCAACCCUAGGAUAAAAAAUUCUAAAGGCAUGGAUGCAAUUGCCGUUUUAGAUGAUUUAUUAGAAGAUUUAGAUGAUCAAGAUGCUGAUUAUGAGCCACAAUAUCAUGAUGCCAAAAAAAUUAGAAAACUGUUGGUCCAAUAUGGGAAGAAUUUUGGAGAACCUUCAGUGCCAGUAUCAAACAAAAGGCGCACUAGCUCACCUGCUGACGAAUCUGUAAAUACCUCUAUUGGUUCAGAUUCUUUAGAUGAUAGGAUUCGUGCCAAUGAUGUUACUUAUGUUCUUAAUUAUGUUUCAAGUACCCUUGGUAGCUCUAUUUCAGCGGAGUCUUUAUUAUUGGCAUCCAAACUGGGGUUUCCUGACAUUGCAAGUUUGUUAAUAGCUUUUGGUGCUGAUAUAAAUUACCAGGACAAAAAUGGAUGGACUCCCUUAAUGCACGCUGUGGGUAAAAAUCAUUUUGAAAUGGUUAAGUUAUUACUUUCAAACCAAGCAAAAAUUGAUUUGAGAGACAAAAAAAAUAGAAACGUUUUGGACAUUUUACGAGAACGCAACUUGACAGACUCAGAAGAUUAUGUGUAUAUUUUUAAAAAGUUUGAGGAGAAAGGAUUAGAUAGUUCAUCUUUGAGUAUAACCCAAACAAACAAGAAAACAGAAGCAAACAAAAAGACAGAAAAUGCUAAAACACUUGAAGACCAAAAGACUGAAACACUCAAUAAAGUCGAACACGAGGAAAAGCUUCCUGAAGAUGAGGAAAUUGAGGAACCCAUGAAAAGAAUUGCUGACGAAUUACCUAACAAACCACACAAAAAACAGAAAAAUGAUGAAGGCAAACCAAAACCCUUGCCCUCAGUUACUUUAAUGGCCACCGGUAAAGAUUCUAGUGAUACGGCAGAGGAAAAAGGUCUAUUGAAACCUAAGAAGAAAGAACAAGCUGAAGAAAAAUCGAUUGUUUACAACGAGCCUACUCCUGACGAGGUUGAAGUGAGGAGGCUUAGAGAAAUUGAAUCCCAAAAGGCAAGAGAAGCCCUUGAACAUCAGCGUAAUGAGCGUAAGAAGAUGAUGCAGAGAAAAGUUGCGAUGGAGCUAGAUAAGUUACAACAACAACGUAUUGAGGAGGAAAAGAACAAAGAGAGGGAAAAACUUGAAAGAAAACGCAAGGAAGAGGAGGAGAACCUCAAAAUUGUGAAGGAACAAGAAGAAGCAACUAAGCAACAAGCUAUUAAGGCAGAGGUUGAUAGAAGAAAGUUGAUACGCAGUUAUUAUCCUUACGGGUUGAGACAGGCACAAUUCCAUGGUACUUUGGAGAAAAAUGAGAUUGCAAAGUAUUUACCACUAUAUGUUUUUGAGAUCGAGCACGAGCAGUACGUUGUGGAUUUACAAUUAAACUUGUUAUUUGGCGUAGAGGAUCUCUACACCAAAUUUCCCCAACUAAGUAAACGGAAGGUGAAGUAUGAGGAAAAACAAAGCAUUUGGAACUUUUUAUGGCCUACCAUUGGCUCAUACAAAAAUACCGAAUUAGGUGUCGCAGAGCUAUUGAAAGAGUACAAAUCUGAGUCUGAGAAAUUCAACGUUUUGAUCACCUAUUGGACAAAGUUGCAUGAAGUUGAGGAACUCUUGAAACAUAAGGAGUAUUUCACCCUAAAGGAAUGCUUACACUCUUAUGGAUAUUGCAAAGCUUCUAUAACGCAAAGUAAUGCAGCAGUUUUAAAUGUGUUGGAUGAUAAAACGAGUGAUACAGCUAAUACACGCACAAGUUUAUUGCCAUCUCAACCUGUGUCUGAGGAAACUUCGGACAUGCCCCUUCGAUUCGGCCCUAGGGCGAGAGAGGCACUUUCUGUUAUCCACCGGCAACUCUGGUGA
This is a messenger RNA of Pichia kudriavzevii, 3648 nucleotides long. RefSeq lists its product as uncharacterized. The record is from RefSeq and is a predicted model, not a curated record. The transcript has a single exon. Gene Ontology annotation, cellular component: nucleoplasm. Lineage: Eukaryota; Fungi; Ascomycota; Pichiomycetes; Pichiales; Pichiaceae. The coding region runs from base 1 to 3648 and encodes 1215 amino acids. Gene Ontology annotation, molecular function: protein binding.